AUGACGCACUUCAGCCAGCUAAAGCGUCUGAAGCUGAUCGCGAGUCCGCAGUUCACGGACAAGCGGGUGGGCUACCUCGCCAUGCUGCUGCUAGAUGAGCGCCAAGACGUGCACCUGCUCAUCACCAACUGUUUGAAGAAAGAGGCGGGCGCGGCGUCGGGCACGCCGCCCGCCUCGCCUGGCGCCACGCGCCGCGCGCGCGACGACGACGUGUUCCUGCGGCUCGCCGGCGCCGGACGACAACCUCGGCCGCAGGGUGUCGUCAAGCGAGCUGGCGCAGAAGACCGCACGGUCCGCGGCUGGGACCUGUCGCUGGGCACGGAGGCGUGGCGCGGCUGGUGCGGCGGCGCGGUGUCGGCGCUGGCGGCGGGCGAGGCGGACGGGCGCGGCGAGGGCCGGCUGCUGCUGGCGGCGGCGGGCGGCGCCGUGCGGUUUUUCGACACCAGGAGCCGCACGCCGCUCACCACGCUCUGGUCGUCUGGCGUGAGCGGGCCGUGUCCGUCGAGCCGCGGCAUCGCGGGCGAGGUGGCGGUGACGGCGCUGGCGCUGGCGCACUCGCACCGCCUCUACACCGCCGCCGGGGACAAGCUGCGGCUGUGGGAUCUGCGCAUGUUGGAGAGCAUUUGCAAAGUGUGGUCAGGCCACGCGGCGGCAGUCAUGUGUCUCGCACUGGGCAUGGGCACCAACGGCGAUCUCGUCGCGACCGGCUCGAAGGACCACUACGUCAGAACCCUGGAGAUGCAACCCCAAGAUGCAGGCGGUUGGGAAGCGAGUAAUCGUCGUUUGCUCGAGCCGCCGCACUACGACGGCGUGCAGGCGCUCGCGCUCUGCGACGACGUGCUCUACAGCGCCUCCAGGGACACCAGCCUCAAGCGGUGGAGUCUCACCGACAACUCGCUUACACAUAGCGUGAUGAACGCGCACAAGGGCUGGGUGACGGGCGUGUGCGUGGUGGGGCCGGAGGCGGAGCGCGUGGUGGCGUCGUGCGGGCGCGACGCGGCGCUGCGGCUGUGGAGCGCCUCGCUGCGCCCCGCCGCGCCGCCCGCCGCGCUGCCCGACGCUGCGCAUGCGCUGCGCCCGCAUCCGCGACACGCGCUGCGCGUGCUCUACACCGCCGGCAAUGACGGGCGUGUACGGUGCUGGCGGAUCCGGCAGUACAGAUGACCGUGGUCGGCGCCGGGCUCGCCGGGACACGCGCCGCCGCGCCGCCCGCCGCCGCGCCGCGCCUGGAGGUGACGCACGCGCACGCACCGACACCAAGCACACACGGGUUACACCGACGGUUGUUUUGUGUUGACCUUGCGUACAUAUCAUGGUAUUGCGUGACAGUGAGUACCUUUAAACUACAAUUGUAUUAUGCAAUUAGACGUAAAAUGGUUUUGAGCGAACAAGAUGAGUAAUAAUUGUCAUAGUUGUGUUUUGUUGUACUCACGAACACGCAAUAUUGAAGAAGAGAUCUAAUAAAUUAUUAUUUUGCUUUUGUGUAACAAAAGUAUGUUUUCGAUACAAGGUGUCGAAAUAAAGUUUUGCGCUUUGACACGCUUUCAAGACAUGUGAAAUAUAUCAGACGCUAUAUGAAAUUGUUUUGAAUUAACUAAAUCUUAAUAACAGUGUUAUAUGUGGACGGCUUAUUAUAACGAAUAGUAUUAAUUAAACAAUUAAAAGACAAUUAUAAUCUUUAGUAAAAAUUGAGACGCGCUCAAAGUUAUUCUUUAUAUAUUACGCCUUAUGCUAAUCAAGAGGAACUAUAUAUUUUACUAACAAGACUAAUGUUGCACUUACAAAAUUAGUCGAUGCUCGAUACUAAUAUAUGACAGAAUCGAUAAAGACAAAAAUACUCAGUAGUAACGUAUGUCACCUCCCUAGAUUUUAUCGACAGUCUAUUGAUAAGACCCGUAAUUGUGAACUGGAACAUAAGUUCUUAUAAAUAAGAAUUCGAAUAAUAUUCUUUAAGAUUCGAAUAUUUAUAUCGAUUAUAGUAUCGAGUUGUCGGAUAGAUUCACGACGUAGCGACGUAGACUCGUAGUUAGAGCGUGUGAGCGCAAUGUCAGAUUACAGCUAGUUGGAAACCAUGGCCUUCACCGAUAAUAAUGUGUAAAUAUAUGUAACUGAGUAGUGAUGAGUGGACAUUACUUCAAUUAAAUAAAAAUAGCUUAAUAUUAUAAAGCGCUAAAAGAAAUUAUGUAUUUGAAAUGGGUAGAUCUUCAUAGAAAUUUUUCAUCGAUUAUUUUUUAUCGAUAUUAAUUGGCAAAGGCUAUAAUUUAUUUUUAAUUUCGUAACUGUCCACUCACCGAUACUCAUUCGUGUAAGUGUAUGUAGGCUUAAAAUUUUAUAGUCUGUAUACUGUGUAGCCUUAGCUUAGCUGUUUCAAUUCCUGUGAUUAAUUUUAAUGAAUGGUACCUAUUAUAUAGUAGGAUAGUAGUCACGUCAAUUUGAAAACAAAUUAAUUGGAAAUUUUCGCGUUAAGAGUCGAUAAAUGUUAGUAUUGGUGUAAUUUUUAUAAAUUUCUAAGUGACUCUUUAUAUAUUUAGGAUCCAUUGGAGACAUGUUAAUCAUAAUCCAAGAAAAUUAACAAUAUUGGGUUCGUCUAAAUGGGCUUAAAAUGACUUUACUAGGUCCAUAACUUGCAAACAAAUCCUAUAAUAUCGCAAACGAUUAUAGGCUAUGGUAACCACUUUACCAUAGAUAAUACACUAAUAUAGGAACACUACAUCAGGUGGGCCGCAUGUAACAGUAAGUGUCAAAUAACCGCAAGAUGUAUUUCUAACAUAGUAACAGUUCCUUUCGUUAUUUGAAUUUUACUUAUUUAAAAGCCAAUAUAAUUAAUGCCAAAUUUACAAAAAAGAAAUAAAAAAUAGACGACCUUUGUAACCCAAUAAAGUAAAAAUGAUUUCUAUCAAUUUUUUACAAUUUACUAUUAAAAUUGAUGACGUUUUGAAGAUAAACAAUCUCUAAACAAUUUACACCAAAAGGAAUUGAAAAAAAUGAAUUUAUUACAUCUGUAUUAAAGCCCAGUGACUAGUACAAAUUCCUAUGCCUUUUUUAAUUUGAUUCUCCUAUAAAUAGUGGACCAUAGGCAUCCGAAAAUGUUUUGAUAACCUACAAAAUUACGGCAAGAAUCUAGAAAUUUUUUGAAUGUAGAAAAUAUUCUAUGUAAUUUGCAAGACCUUCGUAUGUAUAUGCAGUGGUAUGUGUUAAAAUCAUCAAGGUUUACGUAACUUGGUUCAACUUGUAAAUUAAUUUCUUAAUGAAAAUUCAAGUUAUGACAAUAUGUUUGGUAAUAAACCCCCAAUAUUCCUUAUACUGCAUAUGCAAGAAAUAAGUUUCAAUAAUAUACCUAUAGACGAAGGAAAUAAAGUAUCUUAUAGUCUAUCAAGCGACAAUCGUAACGAAACCGCACACCUCCACUACGAAUAGAACUGAUCCGUGAAUUACGAUAAACUGUGAUUAAACGAAUUAUAUUUUUAUUACAUUCCUGCGCUACGGGUAGAUUAGCAACAGCAUAACGUUUAAACAUUUUGUAGUUAGAUAUAAACGAGACGCCAUAUUGGCUUUCUGAUAUUAGUUCUUAUAUUGCACGCUAUACUCGCUUUUGUAUUCUAUCUAUAUUUUUUAUUAUUGUGUUCUCUUUGAUUUCACUGCCUACCUUCCUCUUAUUGAGUUAUUUAUUGUUUCUAAAAUAUGUAUUUUUUUUUGUUUCUAUACAUAUAAUCUAUGAGUGUGACAUCGACAUUUCAGUUAUCUAAUAUGGCGCCUCGGAAACGCUCUUUAGAAUAUACAAAAACUGUAAUACUAAUGUCCAAAUAGUAGCUAGUUUUACACACGAGGCUAUGUAAGGCUAUUGUAAGGAAUUUAAUCAAAUAUCGUCACAUGUUUACAAUAAUUAAAGAAUUUAUUUUGUGUUUUACGUUAUUAUGUGUUAAUCAAUUUCAGUAUUAUUUCUAUCGUGUAUAAUAUAUUUGCGAUUAUAAAUAGUGAAUAACUCGAAAAUGUAUGUUUGUGUAAAUUUUAAAAUUAUCAUCAUUGUUUUAGUGUAUACAUUUUAAAUUCUCGUUCACAUCAGAAAAGGUUUACAGAAGUAUUAAUGUCAAUGGUUUGAUAAGUGAACGAGAAUUCAGGAUAUCGAUAUGUUGGCACCGUGUAAUUAGGUAAAAUGUAAUCGAUAACGGAAUGCUUGCGAGGCUAUGAUAACGCUAAUGAAUCGAGAAUUAUCGUGUAUUAAAGGCUGAAAUGCUUUGAAAUGAUAGCAAUAUAGCUGAGAGACGGCGUGACAAUCGAGGACAGCGAAAUCCCCUGCACCAAAUAAUAAAAAGAAAACGAUAAACAUUGCCAAAAGUUACGGUUAAAUAACCAUUAAAGUAAAAGUAAAUCAGUGGAAGAUCAGACUAUGCAAGCAGAAGCUAUAAAGUCGAGACUUCUGUAUUCUCUAUGACGCAAUAUUUUGAACUCAAGAUUUUCAUCUUUCUCGACUGCUGUGUGGUACUGUUACUUGAAUUGUGGGGUGUAGUAGACGCCCAGCAUGGCUAGUCAUGUAAAUGCGUGAAAUUUUACAUAUUAAAUUUAGGGAAAAGUGAUGGUUGUUCGUAGAUGUUUGAAAUUGAUGGCGGCUUAAAACAUUGGUGUUUCGGUAGAACAAUUUGGGAAUGUGAUCUCGAAAUAAAGGCGUAAGUGUGAAUAGUUCUGUAAAAAAUUUUGAAAAUUAAAUUAUAAUACAAUAAUAAUAUCAACCUAUAGACAUGUGUGAAUUGUUACACGGGAUUGAAUGAAAUUCUCAUAAUUUUUAAUUUUAAUCAUAAAAUUUCUAGAGUCUAAUACGUUAACGUUGGAAUAGUGGCACAUUAAGUUCAUAAAAAACUUGUAUUUUUUAAAUUGUUAAAGAUGUAGUUGUCAAAUAACAAUCGAUAACUGCACAUGCUCUGGUAGUUACCUAAAUAAAGAGAUAUUUAUUUAUUUUUACACUACAAUUCCGAAGUAUUUUAUAAUGUUGAUUUUAUACCGCCGUAAGCGUAUUAGACUUUUUUGGAUUAAAUAUAGUUACUUCAAAUAUUUAGCUCUCUAGCGGUAUUUCCAGAAAAAAUAUAAUUCUUAUCGAAUGUUUUAACAAAUCGAAACCACAUAACGAGUAGCUAUUAAUUGAUAUUAUUUUACGCAUAAACUAAAGAGCAUAUGAGAUUAAUUUAUAAAUUAUACAAAAUGUUUCGUGUCCUCAUUUUAUAUAUCAAAUGUAUUUUUUUAUUUCGUGUAGCUUAGAAGUGCAAAUAUAUUUACAAUGAUUUUAAUGAAUUGUUUACUUGGAUACAAAUAUAUCAUGCAGCCUUUUA
Manduca sexta (tobacco hornworm) is the source of this 5321-nucleotide messenger RNA. RefSeq names its product kinesin-like protein KIF21B. Bases 1 to 1164 code for a protein of 387 amino acids. Lineage: Eukaryota; Metazoa; Arthropoda; Insecta; Lepidoptera; Sphingidae. Gene Ontology annotation, cellular component: nucleolus. Gene Ontology annotation, biological process: ribosomal large subunit assembly. The record is from RefSeq and is a predicted model, not a curated record. The transcript is spliced from 9 exons. Gene Ontology annotation, molecular function: protein binding.